This is a messenger RNA of Bombus pyrosoma, 921 nucleotides long. RefSeq names its product UPF0602 protein C4orf47-like. Lineage: Eukaryota; Metazoa; Arthropoda; Insecta; Hymenoptera; Apidae. The transcript has 4 exons. Gene Ontology annotation, cellular component: centrosome. The record is from RefSeq and is a predicted model, not a curated record. The coding region runs from base 1 to 921 and encodes 306 amino acids.
AUGGAGAAAAGGAGAUACAUAUUGGAACCUUUGGGCAAACGAUUUGGAAAAACGGAUCUCGAUAGAAUAGGGUAUUUCCACGAUCCAUCCCCGGCACCCUUCGACAAGUACCAGGGAAUUCCUGUGAAAUUUCGCGAAGGUAUUGAAAAAGGACCUCAAAUGCUGGCGGGGCCAUCGACUGAUCUAUUUGAGGAGAAAUUCGUGCGAAUUUUUGAUGGAGAGGCAUUGCACGAGCCAUGGCGCAUCGAAGCGAAAGAACAGUUGGAACGUGAUCAGGCAAAAAUCGGAGGAACUCUGUUGCCACCCUCUCCUGCCAAGAAACAUUCCACGCCUGGCGAUUAUCAUGGAUGUUUCGAGAAAGUAACUUACUUCAGAACUGCGCCAGAAGAACGUAAAAAGGGAGGACAGAGGCCCGAACUGCCGAACGUGAAGAUUAAACCCAAUCCUCUCGGUGGUCCAGGAUACGCCAACAUUUGUUUGAAUCCCUUUCCAUCGUAUUCCUACGAUCCUUAUGACCCGCCGCAAGAACGCGCAGCGCAACCGGGUCGAUUUCUGAAUGCCAGCGCGCCACUGGAUCAUUUUCCGCCGAAUCCUUACCAGGACAAAGAUUUUGGACCUACUUACGUACGACCGGUCGAUCAGGCGCCUAAAAUAAUAGGCCCUGGUAUUCUUUACGUUCCAUUCCCAAAGAAACCCGGUGGAAAUCACUCUGGUUGCUUCCACAAAUUCCCAUCGUAUUCUAGCGAGCCAUACGACAAAGCUGUCAAGGAAACGCGGAAACCUGUUAGUAUGUUUGUCAGUGGCGGGCCACCGCGGCGAGCCAAGUAUACUGCUAGCAUAAUCGAUCAAGUUACCAGAACGUCUUGUAACGCGACGAAUUAUAUGGAUUAUAAGCCACAAGUUUAUCCCUUGAACAAAUAA